Branchiostoma belcheri (Belcher's lancelet) is the source of this 1825-nucleotide messenger RNA. RefSeq lists its product as uncharacterized. Lineage: Eukaryota; Metazoa; Chordata; Leptocardii; Amphioxiformes; Branchiostomatidae. The coding region runs from base 132 to 1442 and encodes 436 amino acids. The record is from RefSeq and is a predicted model, not a curated record. The transcript has 5 exons.
GUGAGUCAUCAGACUAGAAAAAGGCUGGUGCGUACCUAAAACAGACUGACUUGUCUCCCUGUACGUAGAUACCUAAUUGAUACAGCCGUCCCAGACAAUCAAAGUGCCUAAAGGUGCUGUCUGCGUUCAAAAUGCCUCCAAUCGUGUCCAAACUAGCGACUGUCUUCCCAGCGGACCAAAUGGUCGAACUGCUGAAGCACAUCGACGAGAAUGUGCGACAGAUCGUGUCUACUAUGAGGGAACAAGGAGCCGAGGUUCGGGGGAAGGUGGUAGUUCUUCUCGAUAAGUAUUUGGAUCUGCUCUCCGGGGCUCUGCGUGAGUGCAUGCUCUUCAGGAACUUCAUCGAGAUGUUACAGAAGAAUCUUGAAGGCAUUGAGGACAUCCUUACCCUUGUGAGAAAUGGUACUGUCAGUGAGGUCCUGACAGACCUCAGGCUGGAAAAGUACCUGCCAAAUUUCGAGAAGGAAGACCUGAAUUUUGCCUACCAGCUGAUGAGGGCUGACUUUGAUGUAGAGCAGGUUUAUCUGCCCACCCGAGCGGCCAAGGAGGCACUGCAUGACCGCAUCCAGGAAUACCGCGUUGAUCUCAGUACGAUAAAGGAUCGUAUUGGGGAGGUGAAAGGCGAGGGGGAGAAGUGCUUAAAGUCCUGUCAGGAGAUCACGAAGCAGUUCAAGGGAUUCCUUGAAGAGAUCAAGGAGACACAGGAGAGCAUCAGCAGUCUGCUGGGACAACAUCGUAACCGAGAAACAAUCAUGUUUGGGUCAUUCCUCGCGGCCCUGGGAAUUUCUGUUGCACUUCUUAUAGCAUGUGUAGGAGGUGCCGCAACAGCUUGCUGUGCGAUGUUUAUUGGAGCAGUGGCCAUGGUCAUUCCAGCUGAGGUGGCAGGAGGGUUGGCUAUUGCCGGUGGUGUGACUUCUGUGGUCUCAGGGAUAGCAGCAUGGGGUAUACACAAAAAGAAGAAAGAGAUGGAGAAAAUUGGUGAAGCCCUGGAGGAGUUGCAGAAGCAGCUUGAUGCGAUGCACCUUGAUGCCGGCAAGCAGAAGACUGACUGGGAGAAGAUCGCCACCCAGGCAGAGAAGAUCGUUCACUACAUCGACAACUCAAGGAUGGAGAGAGCCGCAGGCAACCUCCAGCCCAGCCACCGCCGCCCGGUGCAGGAAGUGCUUGACGGGGUCCAGGCGGUGUUGGAAGAUGCUGCAAUCCUCCAGGCUAACGUGGUCCAGUUCAAGAAGGAGGCAGAGCGUGUGCAGGGAAACCUUCGUGACCUGUCUCUGUUGAAGGAAUCAGACAAGGUACUUGCUGUUCCAGUAGGAGAGAGUGCAUCGCACUUCCAGGGUUUGUACAACAUGAUAACUGGGUUUGUGGCAGCUUUCAAGAAGGGAAGCAGCAGCGACCAAGGUCAGCUCAGCACUGCAUUGUCUAAGGCUCUGAAACUGCAGUGAUAGGCUGGGUGUUGGGCUGCCAAGGCCAGGGAUAUUCCCCUUUCCCUGUUGUUCUAAAGAAUCUAUUUGUCCUAAUCCCCAAACAUUCCUUCUCUCCUUCUUAGUUCGAAAUCCCUUUCGACAAAGUAUUUUUAUCACACCUUUUUUCUGAUAUUUGCCUGGAAUUGUGACAAAAUAUAGCUGCAUGAAAAGUAAGGAAGAUAAUUAGCAGAUCACAAUUUGAAUAUUCGGUCAAAUAUAGACGUAAACCUGUGGCAUUAACAUUGGUGUGUUAUUCUUUACAAUAAUUGAUGUGCACUGCAAAAUCACCUUGUAACUCAUCUAUAUGCAUCAUAAGGUAACCCCCGGAACACUUUAGACCGGAGUUUACGAAUUAAUUCAUC